AUUUGUGUCUAGUUCGAGUUCAUUAUGGUUACUUUUUUUGAAUAAUUCACAAGUGUUUCAAAAAAUCCCAGCGUUUCUAUGUUUAUUUUUCAAAUUUUGAAAAUGGUCUCACAGUGUGGGUGAUUUUGGAGGGAAAGUUACCGGUGUUGUUUAUCUUUGAACCAUGUGGUUCAUAAUCCUUUUUUCGUACAAAAUUUGGAUAUAAUCAGUCUAAAAGAAGAACUUGACUUAACUCGAGUUAACUAUUUGAAUCGAGUAUUUCAUCAAAUGUGUUUAUUCGUGAUAUUUAUCGAAAUGCAUUGUUGAUAGAAGUUUUCACGAGUUCGUACUUUGUAGUGAAUGACUCAAUAAUAUUGUGAUCUAUCUUAUUUCGUGUGUGCAGAAAAUUUACCAAUGACGAAACGCAAAUUACCGAAUGACUUCGUCACAGACGACGAAUUUGAAAUAGAUUUCAUCCACAAGAUCCCCGCAAUCGAAGGAGAUGAAAAAGAAACGGACGCGAUCGAGUACCAUUUUGAUUUUUCUCUGCGACACAUCGCCGCUGUCAACUUGUUGUAUUCGAAAUGUAUCGAGUUUAUGGGCGAAGAGAUAGCGAAAUCGUGUUAUCGAAAUUGCGAAGGAGAAAUAUAUUUCAACGAUAUUCUGCUGAAACAUUUGUACACCGUAUUCCCGUAUUUUUCCGGAACUCGAGUAAAACUCAGCACAAUGGUAACUCAGGUGGUUAAAAAUGUAUACAACUGGAUCAGACAUAUCGACCGUACCGUAUUCAACAUUCGCUGUGCCAGACAAUCCGAAGCUUUGGAUUUCGUUCGCCAUAUCGUUAUCACCAGCAGAGGUACCGUAAAUUACGCCAAAUCAGCCGAAAAUCUAUUAACUGAUCCGAAAUUCGACGCUAUCGACAAGUUGAAAAUUAUCUGCGUUCAUUGUUUGGAACGUUACGUAUUCGCAAUCGUCAGCACUAUUCACGUACAAUUAGAUCCUAAAAAAGUUUACGCCGGUACUUUGAAAAUGAUCGAAUUUUGGAAACAAUGCAUCAGCAGCGGAGAUUUCAUCAGAAGCGCCGCGUACAAGGUUAACGACGAUAUUUACAACGCGGCCGGAACCACCAACACCGAAGCUUUGAAAUUCUUAUGGAAUAAGACGAACGGCGAAGAACGAGCUAACGUUUUGAUCAAAUUGAUGCGGAGAAGCGGAGCCGAUUUCCAGUGUUAUCUUUUAUCGCAAAUCAACGGCGACGAUCAACAAUUGGUUUUCAAGAAUUGCGGCGGUACCAUAUUGAAUAACAUUUUCGAGGAUUUUAUUUGGGGCAGCUACCUAUUAACCACCGCUUACCACGCUCGCAACGUUAUACCCAGUCGACAAUAUUACGAAUUCAUGAAACGAAUCACGUUCUGUAUGCAGUUCGACAAAAAUCAAUGUCGCAACGAAAUCAUAUUCAGACAGCUUUGGCGCUACGCUACUAAACGUAUCAAAGACUAUAUUUUCAGAAACGAAAACGCGCAUAUUUUUUAUUGGUUCCGAAACGAAAUCAACGCCGAGUACAUGCUUACAUUAUUCUCGGAUGCUAGUGUUGGAUUUAAGCAAAAUUUCAUACUUUCUAAUUCUUGUUUGAACGCUUGUAUGGAAUUGAUCAAGAAUAACAACGUGAACGUCUUGGAAACGAUUAUCAGAAAAACCUACUCCGAAGAUACGGAGAAACUCAACUUCAAGCAAAUUUUAUUAAACGACGAAAGAUGCAAGGCGGCCAUUUGUUCCUUAGUCAGUGCCGGAGAUAGAACGAAAUUCGACUCGACGAUCAGAUGGUUCUUCAAUUCGGAUAUCGAAGCGGCCAAAUACAAGAAAAAUUUCAUCGCGUCUUCCCAUUACUUGAAUGUAUUCAAGUCUACGUUGGAUCGAGCCAUAUUCGAAGAUUCGGCCAAAAAAAUAAUUCGCGAAGAUGUCAACUUCGAUGAACUGGAUGAAAAAAUUUACUGGUUUUUGACCAACUCGGAAGAAAUCAACGAUUUCAAAGAGAAUUCUCUCGCUGUAUCCGAAUGCUUCCGAAAUUCCGUUCACGAGCUGGUGAAAAAAGAACAGUAUAGUUUAAUCGAGCAAUUAUUCUGUUGGUGUUUGCCCAGAACCGAAGACGUAAGCGAAUAUAAAGCCAAUCUGUACGGCGAAGAUCAGAAAGUUAAGAUAGCCGAUUUGGUCUUUGAAUUAUUGUGGAAAAAAGACGACUUCAAAUCGCUCGACGAAUUUUUACGUUGGUGUUUCAAUUCGAAUGAAGAUAAAAUCAACGUAUUCAAACGAACGGUUUUGUCGAGCUACAAAGAAGCUGAGAAAUUAUGGGGAUCGUUGUUGACGCGCGAAGAAUACGAUUUAGCUGAGCGACUUAUGAAGUGGUGUGGUUUGAAAACCGAUGCGGAGAUUCGAACUUACAAGAACGAGCUUAUGAUACAUUUGAACCUCGAUUAUGUGACCACCGAAGUAAGAUUUAUCCUGGAACUCGGAGAAGGAGAACAAUGCGAAUUUACUGAAGCUGACAGAAUUCAGAGAUGUCAUCGAUUAAUUCGUUGGUUCAAUCCUACGACGGAAACGUAUCAAAAAUUUCGAAAUAUGUCGUUCAGAGAUGAAUUUAGGUACAAUAAGUAUUGUACUUUGAUUCGUACCUUCUUGGAAGAAAAUAACGUAAAUAUAGGUAUGAAUACGGUAAUUUUAAACCUAUGAAACGUGUUACAUUUUUUUAAUGAUAAGUGUUUUAGUUUUGUGCACCUCUGAGGUUUCGUUUUAAUUAAUUUUUAUUCUGAAAUCUUGUUGACUAAUUUAAUCGGUACCCAGUACCUACCUACUUCGAGUCUGACUUUGUGUUGUUUAAACUAUUUAUAAAGUUAAGUAAUUUUUUCUAUUUGUAUGUAUUUUUCCAAAACAAGAGUAAAAAAUGUUUUUGUGAUGAUAA
Messenger RNA from Planococcus citri (citrus mealybug), 2935 nucleotides. RefSeq lists its product as uncharacterized. The transcript has 2 exons. The record is from RefSeq and is a predicted model, not a curated record. NCBI's taxonomy places the organism in Eukaryota, Metazoa, Arthropoda, Insecta, Hemiptera, Pseudococcidae. Bases 394 to 2706 code for a protein of 770 amino acids.